AUGCUUAAAGAGCUCGGACCUGACCAUGUUGAUGUCGCAGCGUCUUACAAUGCUCUGGGUCUUGUACACCGUCAGCUGGGAGACCUUUAUCAGGCAAAAGAUUACCACGAUCGUGCACUGACUAUUGUGCUGAAAGAGCUCGGACCUGACCAUGUUAAUGUUGCAGCGUCUUACCAGGCUUUGGGUCUUGUACACAGUGAGCUGGGAGACCUUAAACAGACAAAAGAUUAUUUCGAUCGUGCACUGGCUAUUAAGCUGAAAAAGUUCGGACCUGACCAUGGUAAUGUUGCAGCGUCUUACAAUGAUCUGGGUCUUGUACACCGUCAGCUGGGAGACCUUAAUCAGGCAAAAGAUUACCACGAUCGUGCACUGGCUAUUAUGCUGAAAGAGCUCGGACCUGACCAUGUUAAUGUUGCAGCGUCUUACCAGGCUUUGGGUCUUGUACACAGUGAGCUGGGAGACCUUAAACAGGCAAAAGAUUAUUUCGAUCGUGCACUGGCUAUUAAGCUGAAAAAGUUCGGACCUGACCAUGGUAAUGUUGCAGCGUCUUACAAUGAUCUGGGUCUUGUACACCGUCAGCUGGGAGACCUUAAUCAGGCAAAAGAUUACCACGAUCGUGCACUGGCUAUUAUGCUGAAAGAGCUCGGACCUGACCAUGUUAAUGUUGCAGCGUCUUACCAGGCUUUGGGUCUUGUACACAGUGAGCUGGGAGACCUUAUGCAGGCAAAAGAUUAUUUCGAUCGUGCACUGGCUAUUAAGCUGAAAAAGUUCGGACCUGACCAUGGUAAUGUUGCAGCGUCUUACAAUGAUCUGGGUCUUGUACACCGUCAGCUGGGAGACCUUAAUCAGGCAAAAGAUUACCACGAUCGUUCACUGGCUAUUAUGCUGAAAGAGCUCGGACCUGACCAUGUUAAUGUUGCAGCGUCUUACCAGGCUUUGGGUCUUGUACACCGUGAGCUGGGAGACCUUAAUCAGGCAAAAGAUUAUUACGAUCGUGCAUUGGUUAUUAAGAUGAAAAAGUUCGGACCUGACCAUGGUAAUGUUGCAGCGUCUUACAAUGAUCUGGGUUUUGUACUCCGUCAGCUGGGAGACCUUAAACUUGCAAAAUAUUGCCACGAUCGUGCACUGGCUAUUGUGCUGAAAAAGUUCGGACCUGACCAUUGUCAUGUUGCAACGUUUUACAAUGAUCACGAAAAUGAAAAAUAG
This is a messenger RNA of Pocillopora verrucosa, 1206 nucleotides long. Lineage: Eukaryota; Metazoa; Cnidaria; Anthozoa; Scleractinia; Pocilloporidae. The record is from RefSeq and is a predicted model, not a curated record.